This is a messenger RNA of Conger conger (European conger), 5665 nucleotides long. Its product is annotated as protein crumbs homolog 2-like. NCBI's taxonomy places the organism in Eukaryota, Metazoa, Chordata, Actinopteri, Anguilliformes, Congridae. Gene Ontology annotation, molecular function: calcium ion binding. The record is from RefSeq and is a predicted model, not a curated record. The transcript has 13 exons. Bases 1 to 4401 code for a protein of 1466 amino acids.
AUGGAGUUUGCGAGAGUUCAUUCAAAGUUCCAGAGGACGCUGCUGCUGAUGAUGGUGAUGAACACAUGGGGUAUAAUCAGCACAGAGACAUUAGACAGUUGUGCAUCCUCCCCAUGUCAAAAUGGCGGCACCUGUGUGGACAGAGAGGGCAGCUAUCAAUGUCUCUGCCCCAGGGAACUGGUGUGGUACACGGGAAAGGACUGCGAGAAGCUUUAUGAUGCGUGCACUGCUGUCGACUGCCCCAACUGCACCAGCACUCCAGGCACUACUAACUUCACCUGCGGCUGCCCAGACGGUUUUGGAGGAGCCAACUGCACACUCAGAACCGGCAGUUGUGCGAGCAGUCCCUGCAGGGGGGCCAGGACAGAGUGCGUGGACGUGGGUGAUGGCUACACCUGCCAAUGCCCCGGUGGCUACGGCGGGGAGGACUGCCAGACCAGCGUCAGCGACUGCCUGGAGAAGCCCUGCUUGAACAACGGCAGCUGCGUGGUGCGGCCGGACGGGGCCGGUCACCAGUGCCAGUGCGGGCUGGGAUUCGGGGGCCCGCGGUGCGAGGAUAACGUGGACGAGUGCCUGUCGCACCCGUGCCAGAACGGGGCCAUCUGCAUGGACCGCGAGAACGGCUACCAGUGCUUCUGUGUCCCCGGUUUCCAGGGAUACCACUGCGAGAUCGACAUCAACGAGUGCGCCUCGCGGCCCUGCGAGAACAACGGCACCUGCGUCAACGAGAAGGACCGCUACAGCUGUGACUGUCUCCUGGGCUACACAGGAGUGAACUGUGAAGUGGAGAUAGAUGAGUGUGAGUCAAACCCCUGCCAGAAUGGAGCCACCUGCCAUGACUAUGUGGGUUUGUACACCUGCGAGUGCCUGGCUGGCUUUGAGGGCCUGGACUGUGAGAUCGACAUUGAUGAGUGUGCGAGUGCGCCCUGCCUCAAUGAAGGCACCUGCAAUGACCAGGUGGACAGCUACGAGUGCGACUGCAGUGAUACAGGGUAUGUAGGAGCAGCCUGUGAAGUGGACAUCCCAGAGUGUGCUUCAAACCCAUGCCAGAACAAUGCCACCUGCCAGGAAGGGACCAAGUCCUACAGCUGCCUCUGCUGGCCAGGUUAUGAAGGUGAUCACUGCGAGAUUGACAUUGACGAAUGUGCGGCGGAACCUUGCCAGAAUGGCGGCCGCUGCUUCGAGCACUCGGACUUAUCGAACUAUGGCAAGUUGCCUCAGCUCGACCGGCCGUUCAGCUACGCCAACGCAGCUGGGCACCUGUGCGAGUGCCUGCCAGGAUUCACAGGUGAAGACUGUUCGGUUAACAUCGACGAGUGUGAGUCUUCGCCCUGUCAGAAUGGAGCAACCUGUGAGGACCUGAUCAACGCCUACAAGUGCCUGUGUUCUGUUGGCUACACAGGUGCAGACUGUGAGGUGGACAUUGAUGAGUGUGAGGGCAAGCCCUGCCAGAACGGGGCACGGUGUGAGGAUGCUGUGGCCGACUACACCUGUCACUGUCCCCCGGCUGAGCCCGGAGAGGAGCCCUGGGGCGGGCACAACUGCCACGUCCGCCUGGUGGGCUGCGUGGAUCACCAGUGCCAGAACGGGGCCACCUGCGUGCCCUGGCUCGUGGCUGAUGAGCAUGGGCACCUCUGCCACUGCCCGCCCGGCUUCCACGGGAGUGCCUGCAACACCUCCACCACCUUUUCCUUCUCUGCCCCGGGGUUUGUGGUGGUGGAGGUGCCCGACAAGAACCGCAGUCGAUUGGAAGCGGGCCCCCAGGGGUCCAGCGUGAGCCUGCGUUUGCGCACGACCCUGCCUGACGCCGUCCUGUUCUACGCGGGAGACGACGACAACCACUUCCUCCUGGAGCUGGUGGGGGGGCGUCUCCGUGCCAAAGCAGUCUCAGAGGGCACGCCGCUGGAGGCAAUGCUCCCGGGCAGGGCCAGUGACGGAACUUGGCACGAGAUCAGCGUGGUUCUGGACCAGAUGCUGGUGCUGGAGGCAAAGGGGACGGGCUGCGAGGGCAGGGAAUGCAGGGCAGCGGUUGCCCCCCAGGUCCACGCCCACUUCCGCCCUCUGGACUUUGCACAGGCGAUGGUGGGUGGGGCCCCACCGGAGUACCUGAACCACACAGAGAGUGGGGUGGGGUUCAUCGGCUGCAUGGAGGACUUGCUGAUUGAAGGUUGGCCCAUCUAUCCCCAAGACUUCUCCCAAAACGAAAGCCUGGAGCUGGGCUGCACCAAGACAGAGCGGUGCUUCCCUGACACCUGCUCCGGCCACGGACGCUGCGUGGACCUGUGGACCCGCUUCAGAUGUGACUGCCAGCGGCCCUUCCAUGGGCACAGCUGUGCCGAGGAAUUUUCCGAGUGGACAUUCGCACAUGAGGACACGGAGAGCUUUGCCGCGUUCGAGGUCCCCGACAGCCACAGCGAGAACUUCAGCGUCUCCUUUUUCCUGCGUUCACGUAAGAUGGACGGCUUGAUCUUCCAGCUGAGGCAAGAUGGACGGCCCUUCUUCUCCAUAUUCCUGUGGGAAGGCGUGUUCAAGAUCGAGGUGUUCAGCUCCACCACCUCCAGCCAAAUUUUCGUCAGCACCGGGGAGAAGACGCAGUUGACGGUGGAGUUCGAGCACGGCCUCGCCUCUCUCUGGGUCGCUGAACAUCUCGCCCUGCAGGCCAGUGUUGGCAUGGUGACCGUGAAGAAGGGGGCCAUGUUGUAUGUCGGAGGCCCUCCCAGGGGGGGUGGCGUCGGACCCUGGGGGGGCUAUUUCAAGGGCUGCCUGCAGGACGUUCGUCUGGAUGAUGUGCGUCUGGUGAUGAAUAAGACUGCUGCAGAGGACCCCGCGACUGAGAAGAUCUACCUUCCAAUCCAGGUGGAGCAUGUGGAAGAGGGCUGCCAUAGUGACAACACCUGCCAGGCAAAGCCGUGUCAAAAUGGAGGACUGUGCUCGAUCAGCUGGAAUGAUUUUACGUGCGAAUGCCCCCUAAAUUUCACCGGGAAGACGUGCGAGACUCGCGUGUGGUGCUUCAGCGACCCCUGCGUCAUGGGUGGUCGGUGUGUGAACCUGCCCGAUGGAUACGAGUGCCUCACCAACGGCACAUUUGAAGACAACGGCCUGCAGUUCAGGGCCAACAGCUCCCUGGUGGAACCGGUGACCAAUGUCUCCAUCGAGCUGCGGACUCGAGAGGAGAACGGCAUCCUGCUGAGGGCCUCGAACGGGGGGGAGCUCUUCUGCGUGGGUCUGCUCAACUCCUCCAUCCUGGUGAUGAUCCGUAGCGGGAACAGCCUGGAGCUGCUGCCGUUCGCCAGCGACCAGCCCGUGGCCGACGGCGCCUGGCACCGCGUGGAGAUCUCCAUGGUGGAGCCGAGGCAGGGAGCGUCGCUCUGGGAGGUGUCCGUGGACGGGCGGGAGGGGGCUGGGAGCCAGGGCACCGCCGGCAACCUCAACUUCCUGAAUGAGUCCUCGGUGUGGCUAGCGGAGAACUUCACCGGCUGUCUGGGAGAGGUGCGGGUCGGGGGGGUCUACCUGCCCUUCAUCCCGGAUGGGGGCACUCCUCCACCGCAGCAGGUCCAGUUCUUCCAGGACGGGGGCAAGGACAUCCAGCUGGGGUGCGUGGGGUCCGCCGUCUGCUCGUCCCAGCCCUGCCUGCACGAUGGCGUGUGUGAAGACCUCUUCAACCUCUUUAACUGCUCCUGCGUGUCGGGGUGGGAGGGGCCACACUGCGAGCAGGACGCAGACGACUGCGCAGCUGGGCCCUGCGUCCACGGCGACUGCACAGACCGGCUGGCGGACUUCAGCUGCGACUGCCCCCCAGGCUACGGGGGCAAGCGGUGCGAGGAGGACCUGGACGAGUGCCAGGGGCACAGCUGCCAAAAUGGGGGCACCUGCGUGGACGGGGUGGACCACUACACCUGCCUCUGCCCACAGAACUUCACCGGGCACCUCUGCCAGUGGAUCUUCCCCCCUUUGCAGUGCGGUCAGGACCUGCAGUGCAGCAAUGGGGGUGCCUGCAGUGAAGGGAUCUGGGGGGCCAACUGCACCUGUGUGCCUGGAUACUCCGGAGACAGGUGUGAGGCAGAGGUGGACGAAUGCGAGUCGAACCCCUGCCAGAAUGGCGGCUCCUGUCUGGACCAGCUCAACAGGUUCCAGUGCGUGUGCGUGGCGGGCUUCGUUGGCCCACAGUGCCAGAACAUUAAGCAGCCGCACAAAGAGAGGGUCCCCCUGCUGGUGGUGGCCAUUCCCCUGGCCUGCUGCUGCGUGAUGCUGGCCGUCAUCGGCCUGGUCUUCAUGGUGAUGACGGCGCGGAAGAAGCGCCAGUCGGAGGGCACCUACAGCCCCAGCCAGCAGGAGGUGGCGGGAGCCCGGCUGGAGAUGGACAGCGUUCUCAAGGUGCCUCCAGAGGAGCGGCUCAUCUGACGGGGCGGGUGGGCGCCCCCUGUUGGGUGAACGUGAACAUACAGUCACAGGAACACUACGCUGCUUGUACUGGAGUCCUCCAGCCAUUUUGAGUUGGGACUUUUGACGAGAUGGAACUGCCGGGAGAAAUGUGGUUCCCGGUUAAACUGAAAAUAUUCCAUGUACUCUUCUGCCACAACAACACUACGCCCCGCCCCUUCUCUGGCUCUAAGUUGGGUAGUGGGUAUACACCCUAACUGCUGUACCAAUUUCACCCCUUGUGUGUGCCGUAUCAUAGAGACACUGAUCUGUUUGCUGAACAAAGAUGGCUGAAUUCAGUCACUUCAGGACUUCUCUACACUGGAAUUCCGUCUCUAAGAGACUUCCCUCUCUAAGAGACAUGUAUCAGACUCAUCUCUGAUACACACCUCAACACUCUUGGUGUGUACAGUUGCCACAGAAAUCUUCCCCUUUCUCCUUCCCUAUAAUGUGAUUUAAUUGUGCAACAUUUGUAUUUUUAUUUUUUUACAAUUUUUUGUUCAUUAUUCGUUUGUAUGACUGUGUCAUGCUGAGAUGUAUUAUAAUGUUACUGUAAAAGUGUUAAAUGGCAGAAAAAUAGAGGUAGACUGAUUUGGCCCGGCUGUAAUUUAAAUCAUAAACGUUAUUUAACUGGACCCUAUUUUGCAGCCUCAACAGCCUGUUCCCCUGCCUGAUAGUGUUGUGAUUGAAGACAAAAAGGAAACCACUAUGAACAUUCGGGCAGUUUUUGUCUAUUUGACACUCCAACCCCCAGGCAAUGUGGAGGCUAAGGAGCUGCUGGCAUGCAGGCUACAUACAUAUCUGCAGAUACUGAUGAGACAACACAGACAUCUCUUCUUCAUCUCAUUUCCUUUGCAACUACUGAAAAGUAUAUAUGUUUGUCUUAAUUAUUAGCAUAGAAUUGUACUUAUCUUUUACAGUAGCUGUUAGCUGUCAGCCUAUCUACAAUGCACUGUACAUUGACACUGUAAAUUUUAAAGAAAUGACACUGGAUUAUCAGCAUAUGAAUCCUGACAAUCUUUCAUGGUUGCAUCAAUACUCAAGUUUAGAUGUGCAGAAGGUAUACAUGACGUGCAGCAUUGUGUAGAAACAUACAUAACAGGGGCUGUAUGUGUUCAUGGUAUAAAGUGUGUGUGUGUGUGUGUGUGUGUGUGAGAGAGUGAAAGAGUAUGUGUAUGCGUGUUUUAUAACAAAGGGCUGCCAGGAUGAUAAAGAUAAUGAGAAAUAAAGAGAUAAUGCACCAGAA